This is a messenger RNA of Gryllus bimaculatus (two-spotted cricket), 1539 nucleotides long. The record is from the annotation of a GenBank genome assembly. Lineage: Eukaryota; Metazoa; Arthropoda; Insecta; Orthoptera; Gryllidae.
AUGCCACCCCAUAUACUACCUAAGAGUCUUUUCUGUAUUACUCUCAAGACAGUGGAGGGACUAGUAAAUACAGCAUGUAUAAACAUUGAAGAAAGGUACGGCAAUUAUGAUUCAAAUAAAUGUCAACAGGCUGUCCAGUGUGUUCAGCAGUAUUUGUUAUCCAACAUCCCUGGUCUAGUAUUGGAUGAAGUUUGUGAAGAAAGAAAUAAUAAUGUUGGAUUACAUUGCAGUAGAGUUCACGAUGGUCGCAUUAGUUUGGCUGUGUAUAUGCAUAACAAUAUGAGAACUUUUACUGUUGGAGAAACAAAGCACAAUGUUUGUGUGGAUGAUAAUUUCUGGAUAAGUCACUUAAGUAGGCUGCAUAAUCUUAUUGCUCUUGAUUUACAUCUAAUGUGCACUGAUGAAAUUUUGGAAGUUGUGGGUAAUACAUGUAUUAAAUUGGAAGAUAUUAAUAUUGUUUCACGAUUAGCACCAGAGCAAGUAAAAAUUAAUGCACGGUGUGAGACAUUUAAUGCUUUAAAAUUAAGGUUUUUUAUAUCUGAUAAGGGACUAAGCUAUUUGUCCAACUGUAAAUAUUUAAAGAAAAUAACCAUGAAUAAAAUGUUGAGAAGUAAUUUUGGAGGUAGAAUGAUGACAGACGCAGGUAUUCGAAAAUUGGUGAAGUCUCUACCUAACAUUCAGGCCAUUUCUUAUGAUGACAUGGGUGUUAUUUUAUCUGAAGAUAUGGAUGAUGUUGAGUCCAUACCUCUUCAAUAUCUUAGUGAUCACCAUCCUGCAUCCAGUCAUAUAAAAGCAGCUUCUAGGCUUUGUAAAAAUUUACAACAUCUUUGUUUACAUUUGCCUAAUUUGGCUUAUGACCAAAGAUUGAAAGCUUCAGAAAUUUUAGAUGUGUUGACCAGUAGUGAUUUGAAUGUCCAAACCCUUGAACUGUAUCAAUUUCCAUGCAGCCCUGAGUUUUUCACUUUGUUGAAAGUCAAAGGCAAUUCUCUCAUUACUUUAAUUCUGCAGACUAACAGUCCCAUUUGUGCUACUUCUGUACGUUUCAUUGGAGAGAAUUGUCCCAACCUUAAAAGUUUGCAGCUCAAAGAAGUUGUUGCUAGUCCACAGCAAGAUUAUGAACAGUGUGAACGCCAGUAUUCAUUUAAUUCUGAACCAUUGUUCUGUAAUUUGCGGUGCCUUUAUGUUUGGGGAAGUAAGUGGAACCCAGAUGUUAUUUUACCUCUGUGUCUUACACAUGCAAAGGAGAUGGAAUAUCUAACGCUUCUUAAAGCAAAUGACUAUCGUUUUUUGGAUGAAGUAAUGGCAAAAAUCUUGCGAAAUAACCCUUUGACCAACUUGAAAUCCAUCCAAAUGUUUACAGGCUGUUUGGUUUCUUUGACAACUCUUCGUUACUUUCUAAAAUACUGCCCUGAUUUAGCAGAAUUGUCUUUUACUAAACAUUCCGACAUUAAAAAUAAAGAUAUAAAGGAAAUUUAUGAUGAAAUUAGACUCAAUAAUUUAGAUCUUAGAGUUUGUUCUGUAGAAGGUGGUGAUAGAUAG